AUGACAACCGCUACCAACUUCACAUCAGAAUUAAAUAGAGUACAAGCUCUGAUAAAUAAAUUGAGAGAAGAAAAUACAGUCUUAAAAAAUGCAAAUGAAGAUUUGAAAAAAGACAAUGCUCAACUAAAUGAAGAUAAUAUUAAAUUAACUGAUGAAAAUAAUAAGUUACAUGAAGAAAAUAAAAAAUUAAAUACUUUAUCUAAUUCUAAUAAUAAAAUAAUAAGUAAAGCAAAUCAAAAAGUGAAUGAUUCUUUGAAGAAUUUUGGUGUUAAGUUUGAGAGAACAGAGACUUUAGGAAGUAAAAUGGAUAAAAUCAUGACAGUCAAUGAAGAGUUAAAAGGGGAAUUAAUUGAAAGAAUAUUGGGUUAUGAUCCUGAUUAUGCAAUAACAAAUCUUAAUAAUAUAGAAAAACUUGCUAAUAUUGUGUACAAUAUUGAUAAUUCAAAAGUAAAAAAAUGUAGAAAAAAAAAUAAACAAGAAGAGAAAGAGAUAAAAGAAAAAAAAACUACAAAAUAUCAACAAUUCAUAAAAAAUAAUUAUGAUGAAGUGGCAUCAAAACAUGAAAAUAGUAUAGAGACAAUGAAAACAAUUGCAAAGAUGUGA
Cetraspora pellucida is the source of this 603-nucleotide messenger RNA. Lineage: Eukaryota; Fungi; Glomeromycota; Glomeromycetes; Diversisporales; Gigasporaceae. The record is from the annotation of a GenBank genome assembly.